AGCGCCCACCCGUGGUUUUUGGAAGCCGACCGCUCCACCCGUGAGCAAAGUCGCGAAUUCGAACUCGAAUUCAUCGAGCCGCCAUGUCGGUGGAGAACAUCCAUGUGGCGAUCCGCAUUCGGCCCAUGAGCGAAUCGGAGGACCAGGUCUCCCGGUGCGCGGUGUGCGUGCCUACGGCCCAGCCGACCGUGGUGGUGCAGGCGUCGGACGGGCAGAUCAAGAGCUUCACCUAUGACCACUGCUUCAGCUCGCUGGAGGUCAGCAAUGACCAGGGCACUCAAGAGAAGGUCUACAGCGAGAUAGGCGCCGAUCUGGUGACCUCCGCGCUAGAGGGCUACAACUGCUGCCUGUUCGCCUAUGGGCAGACGGGCGCCGGCAAGAGCCACACCAUGAUGGGCUACGGCGACCAGCCCGGGGUCAUUCCCCGCGCGGUGGAGGACCUCUUCGAGCAGAAGGCUCGGGUGGCCCGGGACGGGGACGAGCUGCGGGUCUGGGCCUCCUUUGUGGAGAUCUACAACGAGACGCUUCGGGACUUGUUGGAGCCUUCGAGCUUGGUGAAGGACCAGCAGAGCACCCUGAGGAUCAUGGACCACCCGGCGCUGGGUGUCAUCAUCCCCGGCCUUGUGGAGGCCGCGUGCCAGACCGCCCUGGAGGUCAGGAAGCUCAUCAAGUUCGGGCUCAAGAAGCGGGUCACCUCCGCGACCAUCAUGAACAACACCUCCUCCCGCAGCCACGCCGUCUUCAUUCUGAAGGUGCAGCGCUUGCCGCGGGGGGAGCGCUCGGAGGCGCUGAACGCGCGGAUGAACCUGGUGGACCUGGCAGGCUCCGAGCGGCACAAGCACAUGGACAGCCAGGGUGCCACCUUCAAAGAAGGCUGCGCCAUCAACCAGAGCCUCUCAGCCCUUGCCCUCGUCAUCAAGGAGCUCGGGGAGCAGCAGGCGAGAUCCUUCAACAGGCAACGGACGCGCACCUUCAGCGGCCCCCUCUCCUUGGGCCCGGCGAACGGGAGCCCGGUGCCGGAGUCCAACAAGGAGGCGGUGCCCUUCCGCGCCUCGAAGCUCACCUUUCUGCUGCGGGACUCCUUGGCCGGGAACAGCCGCAGCCGCAUGGUCGCGGCCAUCUCGCCGGCGGCGAUCAACGUGGACGAGACCAUCAGCACCCUGCGCUUCGCCUCCUCGGUGAAGCAGGUGAAGACAAACGCCUCGGUGAACGUGGACCAGAAGACGGGGGUGGUACAACACUUGCAGGCGGAGGUGCGGCGCUUGAAGGCGCUGCUGGCGGCACGGGGCGUGGAGGUGAACGCGCUGGGCGCCGGCUCGGUGCAAGAGGAGAUCGCGGACCGGGAGCGAGUGCUGAAGACGCUACGCCAGUCCUAUACCGUGCAGCUGGAGGAGGCGCAGCUUUUGGCCUCCGCGCGGCAAGAAGCGCUGAACCAACAGGGCCUCAGCAGCGAGGAUGUGGACGAGGUCUUUGGGCUGGAGAAGAACACACCUCAUCUGCUCAACAUGAGCGAUGACCCGGUGCUGUCCGGGUGCUUGGUGUACUUCCUCCCCAAGGGCCAAGUCACAAAGAUGGGCAGCCACCCGGACAACGACAUCGUCAUCAAGGGUCUGGGCAUCAACGACUUUUUGUGCUCCUUUGAGAACCCGGACCAGCGACAGGUCUAUAUUCGCCAGGCCUCCGCCGCCACGGGGGAGAAAGCGAGAGUGCUGGUGAACGGGCAGGCCAUGAAGCGCGGGGAGCGGCGGCAGCUGCAGCACUUCGACCGCCUCAUCCUGGGCCGCGCCUGGAUGAUGAAGCUCGUGGUGCCCCUGGAGCACCAGGAGCUGGCGGCGAACAAGUCCCCGGACGAGGAGAACUCCGAGAACUCCUCGGACUCUGAGGCACCGGUGGUGAAGAAGCGCAGUUUGUUGAAGCACGACACCAUGAAGCUGAUCAUCACCGACGAGAGCGAAGCCUGGAGCGAGCUGCGGCUUUACCUGGGAGACCUCUGGGAACGACUCGGGGAGGAGCGGGGGAACCAGUUCUUCUACAACCUCUCCAAGGCGGCCCAGCUGGUGGACGAGGCCAACGAUAUCACCAAGGAGCUGCGGCCCGAGGACCGCCUCAAGUUCGAGGUGGAGCUGGUCUGGGACAUCCACCGCCACGUGUCAGACAUCAUCAUCAUCCGCAUCACCCAGUGGAGUGCCACCAUGGAGGCCUCGGUGCUCUCUUACUGGACGGUCGACAGCUUCAAACGGCGUCUUGAGAGCAUGCGCGACUGCUACGACUCCUGGUGCAGCCAGGGCUUGUGGACGGGCAAGGGCGAUCCCCUGGAGGAUCCUUGGCUGGACCCCUCCACCGUGGAACUGACCCUGCAGAUGCACAAGUCCGUGGAAGAACAACUGCGCCGCGAGGAGAUGCGGCACAGCCUGGGCUCCAAGCUGGAGGAGCUCCGGCACGGCGGCAUAGGGGAGUCCCCGGUGAGCGGCCCACGGUCCCGGCGGGAGUCCCCCACGGUGUCGCGGCAGAGCUCCAAGCGCCUCAACGAGCGCAUGAGCACUGCCGGAAGCUCGCGGCAGAGCUCCAAGCGCUUGGCGCCCUCAGGCAAGAGCUCCCUCGCAGGCCGUGCCGAGGGCAGCAUGCUGGGCAAGAUCGCAGGCGGCGACUCAGAGCAGGGCUCGCGGGCCGGCAGCAAGGCCUCCUGCGAGCCACCCAACUCAGCCCGUGAACGUGUUGUCCUCGGCGACGGCCCGCCCAGCGCCCGCGACAGCUUGAGGAAGCCGAAGGCGGAGGACGAAUUGCUGGCGAGAUUGCGGCAGCAGCUGAAGGACAAGGCGGACGUGGAAGCCGCGUACAAGUCCAAGAUCGAGGCCUUGCAGCGGGAGCUGGAGGAGCUCCAAAAGCAGCACGGCCCGCUGCAGAACUUCAUCAGCGGGGUGGCCACGGACGGCGCGCCGACGAGGCGGCUGUCCACCUGCCCUAUCGCUAUCAGCUGCAGCGGAGGCGGGCAGAGCGGCGUCCGCGUCCACGGCCUCGCGCUGAGCGGCGUCGCGUCGCCCCGCGGCGUGGAGCCCCUGGCGCGGCAGGCGCGGCAGGUGAUGCCCGUGCCCACAGGCACCUCCACAGCACCGCCCAGUCCGCCAGUGCCCACGCGCAUGCCGACACCGGUCUCGGGGUAUCACACCAUGCCGCUGCCCUUGGGAGGCACGUGGAGCCCCCGUGCCUGAGCGCCGAACCGAGCGCCCGAGCGCCCGCGCAGCCGAAGCGAAAACUGCUCGGAGCGGUUCGCUCAAAGCGGUUGACCUGGGGAAUGGCGGCAUGGAGAAGGUUUUUGUUUGGUUUGUUUGGUUUGUUUGGUUUGUUUGGUUUGUUUGGUUUGUUUGGUUUGUUUGGUUUGUUUGGUUUGU
Molecule: messenger RNA, 3389 nt
Organism: Effrenium voratum
Lineage: Eukaryota; Dinophyceae; Suessiales; Symbiodiniaceae
Source: the annotation of a GenBank genome assembly